Messenger RNA from Cololabis saira (Pacific saury), 1619 nucleotides. It is a transcript of the gene tubd1, whose product is annotated as tubulin, delta 1. The transcript has 8 exons. Gene Ontology annotation, molecular function: GTP binding; structural constituent of cytoskeleton. Gene Ontology annotation, biological process: microtubule cytoskeleton organization; mitotic cell cycle. NCBI's taxonomy places the organism in Eukaryota, Metazoa, Chordata, Actinopteri, Beloniformes, Belonidae. Gene Ontology annotation, cellular component: microtubule; cytoplasm. Bases 95 to 1429 code for a protein of 444 amino acids. The record is from RefSeq and is a predicted model, not a curated record.
GGCAGCAGCAGCGCUGUGUUGAAAACCAACAGCAGUAUGAGGGAAGAACUAAUGGUCAGGUGUGCUGUUGCGGUAUGACCGUUAUCGACCAGACAUGUCCAUCGUCACCGUCCAGCUCGGCCAGUGCGGUAACCAGGUGGGCCAGGAGUUGUUUGACACCCUGUGCAGCGAUGCUGAGGCGGGACAGGGGAAAGCCUACAGCGCAGCCAGCUGGGAGCGCUUCUUCCACCAAACUACACAAGGAGAGCUGGAGGCCAGGGCGGUGCUGAUUGACAUGGAGCCCAAAGUGAUCAACCACAGUAUGGCCAAGGCUGCCAAAACAGGCAGGUGGAGGUAUGGAGGAACUUCACACUUCAGCCAGAAGCAAGGCUCUGGAAACAACUGGGCUAAUGGGUAUUGUGUGCAUGGUCCUCGUCACAGAGAUGUGGUGGAGGAAAUGGUGAGGCGAGAGGUGGAGCGCUGUGACAGACUUGCGGGUUUCCUGGCCAUGAUGAGUGUUGCAGGGGGAACAGGGUCGGGAGUGGGUACUUACAUCACUCAAUGUCUCAGAGACACUUACCCAGCAUCCUUCGUCCUCAACCACCUCACUUGGCCGUAUGGGACCGGUGAGGUGAUUGUCCAGAACUACAACUCAGUACUGACACUAGCUCAUCUCUACCAACUCUCAGACGCCAUCCUGGUGCAUGAGAAUGACACGGUGCACCGAGUCUGCAGUCAGCUGCUCAACAUCAAACAAAUCUCCUUCAGUGAUAUCAACAGGGUUAUUGCUCACCAGCUGGGCAGUGUCCUGCAGCCUGCACUCACUCCCGACUCCCAUGGAGUCUGCAGCAGAAAUCCUAUUGGUGAGCUGGUGAGCGCUCUGGCUUGCCACCCGGAGUACAAGCUGCUCAGCGCGUGUAGCAUCCCUCAGAUGGCCAGCUCCUCUGUGGCCUACAGCACGUUCAGCUGGCCGGGGCUGCUCAAACAUCUGCGACAGAUGCUCAUCUCCAACACCAAGAUGGAGGAGGGUAUAGACUGGCAGGUGAAUCCACCUCCUGCCUCUGGUCCGGUACGGAGUCUCCCAGGAGGCAGUUUUAACACCUCACUGGCAAACCUGCUCAUACUAAGAGGAAAAGAUGUCUACCAUGCAGAGACAGGAGGCUUUGAAGAGCCAUCCAUCUACACUUCCUGGCUCGCACCCAAAGAUGCUUUCAGUUUGUGGAAAUCCCCAGUUCCUUUUAACAAGUAUGAAAAGUCUGCUACGCUGGUUAGUAACAGUCAGGCUCUGCUAAGACCUUUGGAUGACAUGGUGAGAAAAGCAUGGAAUAUGUUUGCCUCUAGAGCUUACGUCCAUCAAUAUAUUAAAUACGGCAUCUCAGAAGAGGACUUUCUCGACAGCUUCACGUCUCUUGAGCAGGUCAUCUCCAGCUACCGCCAGCUGCAACGAUAGCAGCAGGAGCAGCUACCGUCAACUUUUAUAAGAUUUUACUUGUAAUUAUUUUGUCUCUCUAUGCAUUUAAAUAAAAUCAAUUAACAAUUAUUUUACUUUAUUGAAGGAAAAUUGUUAGGUUCAAUGUUCUACCCAAGACACACAGCUGUGUUGGAGAUGCAUGUGGAUGGUCAGCUGCUGGAACUGAAAA